AGUCCAACCGGACCAGAGAGAGUGCAGCAGCAGUAGCACUAUCCCCACUCUCUUCACUGACUGGAGACACGCACCGUGUGGCACCUCGGCCAUUCAGCGCUCACACACUGAGACAACGAUGCACCACCGCCGCCGCUCCGCACAGUCGCUGCCGCUGCUGACCAGGUGUUGGACUAAACAACAGGGACGUCGUUAACGUGACAGAAGAUACAAACUUGUAUGUAUGUGCUGUGCGCCCUUCUCCCUGGUCCCGUACACAGACGAUCGAGAAGAUGCUGAGCCGACUGAUGAGCAGCAGCAUCAGGAGUCUGGACAGGGAAUGCAACUGCACUGUGAGGCUGCUGGACGACUCGGAGUACACCUGCACGAUUCAGCGGGAUUCCAAGGGACAGUACCUGUUCGACCUCAUCUGCCACCAUCUCAACCUGCUAGAGAAAGACUACUUUGGCAUUAGAUAUGUCGACCCAGACAAGCAGAGGCAUUGGUUGGAGUUUACAAAGUCAAUUGCCAAACAAAUGAAAUCCCAGCCUCCAUUCACCAUGUGUUUGCGUGUCAAGUUUUACCCUCCUGACCCCGCUGCCCUGAAAGAGGAAAUUACCAGAUAUCUCGUCUUCCUGCAGGUUAAGAGGGAUCUCUAUCAUGGCCGCCUCCUGUGCAAGACAUCAGAUGCUGCUCUGUUGGCUGCCUACAUAUUACAAGCUGAAAUUGGCGACUACGACCCCGGGAAACACCCAGAGGGCUACAGCUCCAAGUUCCAGUUCUUCCCCAAGCACUCAGAGAAGUUGGAGCGGCGAAUUGCUGACAUCCACAAGACUGAGCUGAUAGGUCAGAGUCCUGAAACGUCAGAGCUCAACUUCCUCCAGAAGGCUCAGAUGCUGGAGACGUACGGAGUGGACCCUCAUCCAUGCAAGGAUGUGUCUGGCAACCCAGCUUUUCUGGCUUUUACUCCUUUUGGAUUCACUGUGCUACAAGGGAACCGGAGGGUCCAUUUCCUCAAAUGGGAGGAGGUGACCAAACUCAAAUUUGAAGCAAAGACAUUCCAUAUAUAUGCAAAUCAGAAGGAGGAUAAGAAGAUCAUACUGACGUACUUUGCACCUACACCUGAGGCCUGUAAGCAUCUGUGGAAGUGCGGAGUGGAGAAUCAGGCUUUCUACAAGUUGGAGAAGUCCAGUCAAGUCCGCACUGUGUCCAGUAGUAAUCUCUUCUUCAAGGGUAGUCGCUUUAGAUACAGUGGAAAAGUUGCAAAAGAGGUGAUGGAACAAAGUGCCAAAAUUAAGAGAGAUCCCCCCGAGAUACACAGGGCUGGCAUGGUGCCAAGCAGGAGCUGUCCAUCCAUCACCCACGGCCCUCGUUUGACCAGUGUGCCCAGGACCCGACGGAGAGCUGUGCACAUCUCCAUCAUGGAGGGUCUGGAGUCCCUUCGAGACAGCGCUCACUCCACACCUGUGCGCUCUGUCUCCCAUGGCGAUUCCUUCAUGUCCUCUCGGGGCCAUUUGUCGGACGGCAGCGAGGCAAGCACGUCAGCAGUCAUCUCCGACGAGGCCUACAGCCCCUCAGACAGCGUGCUGCCUACACCUGUGGCCGAACACGGGAUGGAGAUGCCUUUAGCCCGUCACCUCAACGGUGCUCCCUGCAGCAUCGAUGAGGAGAAGGACUCAGAGGCGGGCACAUCGAAAGCAGGGGAAGAGUUUUCCUCGGGCAGGAGAGCACUGCGUAUGGCCAAGAGCAGGCCAUCACCGCAGAGCGACGUGGAGGAGCUGAACAAGUUCGUCCUGAGCGUGUUGCGUCUGUUCCUGGUUACCAUCGGACUGCUGUUCGCCCUGCUGCUGCUCCUCAUCAUGCUGACAGAGUCAGACCUGGACAUUGCCUUCCUGAGAGACAUCCGCAAGACACCUGAAUUCCAGCAGUUCCACUUUGAAUACUUCUGCCCUCUGCGGCGCUGGUUCGCCUGUAAGUUACGGUGGAUGGGAGGGUUCCUCAUCAGCAAGUGAGGCAGAGACCGAGUGACACAACACAGGCCUCCACUGAGGGACAUGGGACACACAACAGGCGGGUCAGGAGAGAGGAGGAUGGCAGUCCCAUUCCCAAUGUCAGCUCAGCUUCUCCCAAGAAGGAGCUCCUGUCACAAGCCACGGACUGUCCCCUGAAGAGCCUUGUUUAUUACGUUUGGCCAUCACUGCGAGGAAAGGAAAUCACAUUUUACUUUGGAGAUUCAGGUCAUUUCAAGGUAUUUUAUUUUUACACAAAGCCACAGUACCAGGGUUUAAUUUAAACACUCAAAGGGACAAGCAAGUCUGACAGACUUCACUUCUUCAACCACAGAUAAUAGUUGCCUUUAUUUUUGUAUUAAUUUAUAUGUUGCAACAUUACUGUAAGACAGAGUGACCUGAUGUGUCGGGGUGUGUGUUGUGUGACCAGAGAGUUUGAGUAAAGUUUUGAGAGACGAUGAGACGGGAGGCAGUCUAGCUCAUCUAAUUUUCACAUGUCAAAGCCAACAACAACAUUUAUGAUAAUAAAAUGUUAUUGUGGUCGCUGCUACGAGAUUGACAGCUGCUGUUUUGAGUUGUACGAGUAUCUGGGUGUGAGAGAAAGUGUGGAAUGGAAAACUAAGAAGCACUUUCUGAAUGUAGAUCAGUCCUGAGUCAAAUAGUGUUUGCAGAUAUCAUUUUUUUAGCAAAUGUUAAACCGUGUAGAAUUUGCCAUGAAGAGUUAUAAACAGACAUGGGACCAAGUCAUUGGUUUCCAAGUCACAAGUAAGUCUCAAGUCUUUGCACUCAAGUCCCAAGCCAAAUCCCAACUAAAGACAGGCAAGUCUCGAGUCAAGUCUCAAGUCUUAAACUUUAAGUUUCCUAAACAAGUCAUAAAGCAGUCUUCACCAAAUGUCAUGUCAUUUUAACAAAAUAAUAAGAUCCUCCUGAGACCAGAACUUUAGUUUCGUAUGCAUUUUUAAAUUCUCCUAACUAUUUGGGAUCAGCAGGACCUGAUUAGUGUAAAAAACUAAACAUCAAUGAUAGUAAAGUCCCAAUGUCCUCAAAAAGAGUUGAUAAUAAAUUCCCAACGUCUUCAAAUGACUACUUCCAAAUUUGCAGCAUCUUAGCUGUUGCUAAAAUUGGUCAAAAUGUGUUGCCAUAUCAACCUACCAACUUUACUAAUCUUAAAUAAACAUGUUUCAACCAUAAUAUGUGAUCCGGUUUUGUACCUUGUCCACUUUUGUGUCGGGAUAGGCUGCAGACUGACUGGGCAGAGAUAGCUGCCAUCUUGUUUUUACUUGGAUUAGUGUAUUGUGCUCGUACUACCACUAUAUAGCACAAUAUAGUGUCCAGGAAUGAGGACAACAGGUCUAAGUCAAGCAGAAUGAAGUUUAUGGUGCAGCAAACCCAAACUGUGAUGUCCUCAUAUGAGGACACAGGGUCUCAGGAGGAUAUGUUAAAUAAACAAAAAUCAUGAAUGCCUUUUAAAAUUAGUAUUUAUUUGUUCAAAUAAGUGUGUUAAAAAGUUACUUAGCUAUUAAGCUAAUAUUAACAUGUAAACUGUGUUAAUAUUAGCCUGGAUUUAUUGUUUUUUAUGCAACUUCAAAUGUCAAAUAUCGUUGGAAGUUGUUGUGUCUCGUCUGUAAUUUUUAAUCCAAAAGUUUUGUAUUCUACAAUUAGUUGUGGUGUCAACCACCGCAUGGUUUUUGCAUGCAAACAAAAGUGCAAACUGUCACUCAGUAACAUACUUUUAGUUCUUCAUGGUUCUGUCUUGCAACUCGACUGAAUGCUGUUGGCUUGGUUCAAACAAAGUGGAUCUGGGGUAUGUCAGCUGGUGGGGAAUCAACAGUGUUCACAUUAGUUGAUUCAGGUAAUGAAGGUAAAUUAGUUGAUUUGUGACACACUUCUUAAAUAACAUACUUUUUAAUCUUCAGACUUUCGUACUUUCAGUAUUUUCAGGUCAAAAGGCUCAAGUCCAAGUAAAGUCAUGAUUCAUUGGCAUUUGAGUCCAAGUCGAGUUGCAAGACAAGUCUUUUUUGAUUUUGAAGUGUCUAAAGUAAUCAAAUAUGUGACUCGAGUCCAAGUCAUGUGACUUGAGUCCACAUGUCUGGUGAUGAGCGAGUUAAAACUGACAGUAAAGAAUAGGAAAAUUGAUCUAGCUCACUUUUUAAUGAUUGACAACUUCCCUGACAACCCGAAAUCUGGUUUAUUGACUUAAAAUGCCAAGAAUGAGCUGCAGUAGCUAUUUGACUCAGGAGUGAAGCAGGUGCUGCUCUGUUAGAUGACAUGAUUGAUCAUUUUUGUAAUAAGUGUUGUGGUCAGACGUCUAUUAUCAGUGUGCUCACAUUACCAUUUUUGUCCAGCCACUAGAGCACUGAUAAAGUUUUGUCGUCCAAUGACUAUAAAUUAUGGAUAAAUCGUAAGGACAUAAGUAAGUAACGAAGGUGGUAGGUUUACUGGUUUUAUAAAAUAGCAGCCAAAUAAUUCUAAUAGCUACAAUCAACUUGUGUGUGUAAGGAACAGUUGUCACUUUGCCGUAGUUACUUUUACAGUAGUUGUAAAGGUGAUGGGACUAUGUGAGCUAGCGCUGUAGUGAUAGUGAAGUGUUUGGUUAGUUCUUUGACUCCCACACUCUGUAGAAGGAGUUUAUCUUGAUGUGCAAUACUGUUGAUAUAUAAACAAAAACAAGAUCCUUUCCAUUAGGGGAAAUCUGACCUUGUUUUUCCUUUGUAAAGUGCAGAAAUUAGUGCAAUUUUCCCACAGUAUCUGGUUAAGACAGCUUGUUUUUAGUUCAUGUUGAGUGAAGGUCAUUUAAUUUUGUUUCGCCCUGCUGUGUUCAAGUUUAUGCAUUUAUCUGUAAAGGCUGAAUAUAUUUAAACCAUGUUUCCAUUUUUGUACAAACCGAUGUCUCGUUAACACGUAGAGAUUUCCUCACAGCGACUUUUAAUGGACCUGAAGUGUUAUUUUUUACAGUGGAUGUAUAGUUUUCAGCCCUGCUUACGAGAGAGCCUAAGAUAAGUCAUGUUUACAUCCUACUGCAAUCGUCAUCAUCGCACCUACCAAAGAAACCUCUGUUGUCUGAUAUAUUAUGUCAGUGUGCGUCAACAGAUGAAAACUCUGAUAGUCUGCUCUCCUUCUCCAGCCUUAUUACGUAUGUGUUAUUUCACAGGUUAGCCCACUGAGUGUCUUUACAGCCCAGUGCAAUCAACAGCAGAAACCCUAGAGUCAGUUAAAGCACUGGUCCUCUCAACAAGUCUUCUGGUGGUUGAUUAGAAUAUAUGUAGAUGUACAUGCUGUGUGUCAGCGUGUAUGUGUUAAUAUACCUAAAAUAAAAUGGAUGUGUUAUUUAUGCAACAAAAGGAAUGGUUUAGGAUGCUGAUUGGCCGAGGGGUUUAGGUAUAGGUGCCUGUAGGCAAUCUGGAAAGGUACCACGUUAAUAUUAAAAUUUCUCCCAAUAAGUCCACAGGUUAAAAAGAACCCUGAAAAUCCCCGUAGUGUUAAACCCCUGGCUUUAAAAGUUGAUUUUAUUUUUGUACAUAAAACAUUUUAAAAUUCAGAAGCUGUGAAAUAAGCAGAGUAUUAAUAAUUCUGUUUUUCCUUUUAGUUCAGAGUGGGAUAAGUUAGAAAUAUUGACAGAUAUAUUUAUAUUUAAUGGAAAACCCCCCCUCAUGUUUUGUGGUUGGUUUUUUAGACUUGAUAAAUUAGUCAUGUGUUUGCUCUAACUCAGAUGGUUCUCGCUGGUUUUUGAUCGUGUCAGGUAAGAGGCCAGCUGAGGCAGAAAUGUACUUUAUUACUUCCUAUAAUUUGUACUUUAAAGUCUCAUUAUGUUCACGUGUUUGACAAACUUCACAACAUAAUUGGAGCAAUAAAUGUAACCAAUAAUGAUUAAUAACUGCAAACAGAUGUUUGUCCAUCAGCUGGACAUUGAAAAUGUCUUUGAAUCCCCUCAGAAGGUCAAACAGCCUGCAGAUGCAUGUGUGAAGGGAGUGGCGCCCACCCACAGUGGUUGAUAAUGUCUCAUGUAAAUCCUGUUUGUUGCCUGAUCCUAGACUGCUCUUCCUUCACUCAUAUUAGAGGAACAGAUAUGUUUUCUUCUGAGAGUACAUGUAAAUGAAAUGGACACCCAACAGAAGACCCAUUUUCACUCGACUCAAAGGGGAGGUGGAGCAGUUUGUAUUUUUAGCCAAUUUAAAAACAGCAAAAGUAGCAUUAUCAACUACUUGAAUAUUUCCUUUUGCAAUGCAGUUCAAUAUAUUUUGUUUUCUUUAUAUUGCUUAAGUCUCUUUCAGGAGGGGGUGACAGUUCCAUCGACAGGCAACUCUUGUAUUCAUUUUACUGAAUCAUGUAAACAGGAAUGAGGCCUCUGAUGUGGUCUUACUGUAAGCUUCCUUCCUGUACCAUGGCCCUGCACAUGGAAAUGUCUCUGUAAGCAUGUGUUCUGCAUUUAUUACCUCCAAACAAGAC
Messenger RNA from Epinephelus moara (kelp grouper), 6434 nucleotides. Its product is annotated as FERM domain-containing protein 5-like. Gene Ontology annotation, molecular function: cytoskeletal protein binding. NCBI's taxonomy places the organism in Eukaryota, Metazoa, Chordata, Actinopteri, Perciformes, Serranidae. The transcript is spliced from 14 exons. Gene Ontology annotation, cellular component: cytoskeleton. Bases 273 to 1991 code for a protein of 572 amino acids. The record is from RefSeq and is a predicted model, not a curated record.